CCAACUCUUCGCGAGCAUACUCAUCAUCUUCCAGAUCAUCUGGAUAGCGGAAUGCGCGCCGAAGUCUUGCAGACGCCAUCGUUUCUCAGAGUCCAGAAGGACUCAGUUCUGGGCGGGAGACUCGAGACACUUUCAAUGGGCUGCAGAGUAAUCCAGCGACUCGGUGAGCGUUUUGCUUAAAAUACAUGACACAACCGGUUCAGUGUUUUGGUACAGUACCUUACCUACCAGUACGGUGUAAACCCUUCUAUUCCAGAUCUGGUUUGCUUCGUUUGCUAAGCUUGCUUGUCUUGCACUUUUGGGCCCGCUGUCCAAAACUCCCGAGGCCAAACAACCUUUCGCAGUUAUCUUAGAACUCUUUACGCCUCCCAAAACUUAGCCCUGUCGAUGAUAUAAAAGAGCCCGUUUAUCUGGAGGGAAUUCUAUUGUCCAGAAAAUGCUGUUAUCUGCUGCAAGACGGCGCAUUGGCGUCCCACAACUGCCUGGCGCUCGUCGCCGAGCUCUUCCUCAUCGUCGCAGCUUGAUCCCCGCCCCGCGCUCCAAUUCGGGCCCUCUCAUGGAGCGUCGAUCAGACCGAGAAUUGCCGUCUGUCAACAGCGAGAGCCGCUGGCUCCGCACAUUGCCACUCUUCGCUGUUGUUGUGGGCGCGGCUAUGCUGGGUAUAUUCAACUACCAGAAGUCAUCUUCAAGCGUGGUCAGCAGCACACUGUAUGCUCUGAGGACUUCGCCGAGAGCCCGUGAGAUUCUAGGGGAUGAGAUCUACUUCGCCCAGAAAAUCCCAUGGAUCAGUGGUGAAAUGAAUCAGCUACAUGGCCGCAUCGACAUCUCAUUUUGGGUCAAGGGAACUAAAGGGCAAGGCAAGAUGAGGUUCCGGAGUAUUAGACUCAACCGCAUGAGUUAUUUCUGCACAGAAGAAUGGAGCCUGGAAACAGAAGACGGAACAGUGGUGCAACUCCUCGACAGUGAUAGCGACCCGUUUCGGCAAAGCAACUAGGGAAACAAUGCUGAAAUUGUGACGGCGUACAUUGUAUUUUAUAUGUGGUGCACAGUGUCUGGGAAUCUGUAUUUGUAAAUAUUUUGAGAUCCAUGUGCAUUAUGCUAGGGCGUUCGGUCAUUGGAGGGCUUCUUUGUUCUUUCCCUCGCCACUCUUUCAGACUUUGACAUCGAGGUUCAUAGCACGACAGCAACGAUAUGAAAGCAGCAGGUUUGAGUGGAUGAAAGAGAUCUGAUCUGAUAUGGAUAUCAUUUACAUGUCAAAUAAAAAUGUCGCUCUAUGGAGGCAAAAUAGUAUGGUGUUAUAGUACAUCUCACGGGAUGGAAAAACGGUGAGGGAGAUCUGAAAAUGGGCGGAGGGAAAAUGCUUUCGAAUC
Molecule: messenger RNA, 1370 nt
Organism: Aspergillus uvarum CBS 121591
Lineage: Eukaryota; Fungi; Ascomycota; Eurotiomycetes; Eurotiales; Aspergillaceae
Product: cytochrome c oxidase assembly factor 1 family protein
Exons: 2
Coding region: 437-994 (185 amino acids)
Biological process (GO): mitochondrial respiratory chain complex IV assembly
Cellular component (GO): mitochondrial inner membrane
Source: RefSeq, a predicted model, not a curated record